Dermacentor silvarum is the source of this 762-nucleotide messenger RNA. RefSeq lists its product as uncharacterized. The record is from RefSeq and is a predicted model, not a curated record. The transcript is spliced from 2 exons. Bases 66 to 749 code for a protein of 227 amino acids. Lineage: Eukaryota; Metazoa; Arthropoda; Arachnida; Ixodida; Ixodidae.
GAGGCCCAGCAAGCCAAGGAGGCCCAGGAACCGCAGGAGCCCCAGGAACCGCAGGAGGCCCAGGAAUGCCAGGAGGCCCAGGAGGCCAUGGAGGUCCUGGGAGCCCAGGAUUUCCUGGAGGUGCAGGAGGCCCAGGAGGCGCCGGGGGCCCAAGAGUCGCCGGGGGCGCAGCAGGCGCCGGGGGCGUAGGAGGCACUGGGGGCGCAGGAGGCUAUGGGUCCCCAGGAGGCGUCGGAGGCCCAGGAGGCGUCGGAGGCCUAGGCAACGGGGGCCUAGGAGGCGACGGAGGCUCAGGAGGUGACGGUGGCCAAGGAGGCGCCGGAGGCCCAGGAGGCGCCGCAGGCCAAGGAGGCGCCGGAGGCCCAGGAAGCCCCCCUGGAAACCCAGGAGGCCCAGCAAGCCCAGGAGGCCACGGAGAUGCCGGGAGCCCAGGAUUCCCUGGAGGCCCAGGAGGUGUCCGGGGCCCAGGAGUCGCCGGGGGCGCAGGAGGCACGGGGGGCGCAGGAGGCACCGGGGGCGCAGGAGGCUCCGGGGCCCCAGGAGGCUUCGGAGGCCUAGGAGGCACCGGAGGCCCAGGCAACGGGGGCCCAGGAGGCGACGGAGGUUCAGGAGGUGACGGUGGCCAAGGAGGCGCUGGAGCCCCAGGCGGCUACGCAGGCCAAGGAGGCGCCGGAGGCCCAGGAAACCCCCCUGGAAGCCAAGGUCACCCCGGACGCCGAGGACGCCCCGGGAGGGGAAUAAACGUUUAGCCGCGACACCAAA